AUGGUCUCUCCAACGCAAGCCGUUCUUCGGCGCAAGAUGAUCGGACACGGCGCGUGGAUGAUUCUGUCCAGCCUCGUGGGCGGCCUGGGCCUGUGGUGCUUCCUUCUGGGCGGCUUUGAGGUCAUUCCCGGACGAGUCGUCCGCUUUGGCCUUCCCGGAAGCGAGGCAGGCUGGGUUCGAUGCCACACGGGCCCAGUUGCCAACGGAUUCAUGGUCAUCGUGACCGCCCUGGGCAUCCCGUACCUCGACCUUCCCGAAUCCAAAGCAGAGUGGCUAGGCUGGAUUGUCAUGAUGGACGGCUGGUCGAACGUCGGCUUUUAUUUCUUCGGCAACCUCUCCCCGAACCGCGGACUGGCAUUCGGACGGAGCCGGCUCGGGCCAUCCAACGUCUUCAGCUUUUUGGCCCUUUUUCCUGCCUAUCUCUUUGGUGUUCUUGCCAUGGGUGCAUUCACCAUGCUAGGCUACCACGCUCUCUUCGGCCCUAAGAACAGCAAAGAAGCGAGCUCAAAAGCGAUUUGA
Molecule: messenger RNA, 519 nt
Organism: Capronia coronata CBS 617.96
Lineage: Eukaryota; Fungi; Ascomycota; Eurotiomycetes; Chaetothyriales; Herpotrichiellaceae
Exons: 1
Coding region: 1-519 (172 amino acids)
Source: RefSeq, a predicted model, not a curated record